GAGUGACAGUAUGAAUGGCAAUAUCAUGUCAAAAUUAUAGGUAUUUAUUUUGGUAGGUAUUUAUUUAAUAAAAAAUAUAAAUGUGUUCACAAAAGAAAUAACUGCAUAAUUUUAUCAUGAAAUUUAUAGCCCAAUAAAAUGUGAGUUGCUUUGGAAAAUUAAAAAAACGACAUCAUCACAGAUCACGGAAAAUGCUUCCAAAAAUCAAGAACAUCUGCAAUAACGGAUUUCCAUCACUGUGUUCGAAAUUAUGUGAUGCAUGUCGUGUCGGCCAGUCCUCAAAGAUAAUCCAAGCUAUUUCAAUCCGACAAAAGUCAAAUGACGGUAAAGAUAAUAAGGAUUCCGACAAAAAAGACAAAGAAGAAGAAGCAAAAAGAGUCUUAGAAGAAUGUUUUGGUCCCAAAAAACCAAUUCUUGAUGUUACUAAAGCACAUCAUGAAUACUUCUUGAAAUAUUCCAAGCCACCUGAAGUGAUACAGCAAGAAUGUAAUGUUGUAAUUAAAGAGGUAUUUGGAGAGGAACAACAUAAUACGGCUGUUACACAUUCAUCAAUUAACAAAGACACCGACGAAAAAUUGAUAACUAAAAUUGAAACUGUAGAAGAUACAGACACAGUAGAUGUAACGAGAAACAAUUUGGCUGAUCAAAACCAACCACUAAAAAUAAUUGAUGGUAAGAAAGUUGAAAAUUUAAAUGAAAACAGUCCAGUUAAUAAAUUAUUAAACCAUAACUUAGAUAACAUUAAAUUGGAAAACAAUAAGCGAGUAGUACCCAAACAAUAUUUUCAAGACGAUCAAGGUCAUAUUAAAGUUUGGCAGUCCAAACUCCAUGAUUAUAUCGAAACUGUAAAAUCAUAUGACGCCUUACGAGCUAAAGAUAAGAACAGAAAUCGCAGUACCAGAGUCAAUACCACAGAUAAACGGCCUAUGUCUACUGACACAAGUCCUCCAAUCGCACACGGUACACCUAUACGUUUAGAAAUCGAACGUAAACCAUACGAAAAUGUACUAAAAAGUGAAAACUGGAAUAGGGAAAAUAAUGCGAUGAGAAAUGAUAAUAAUCUUGACCCUAAACAAACUAGUGUACCCGAUAGACACAGCUUUGAAGCACACUCAGAAAUGAAAAACUUUGUUUACGACCCUAGUGAAAGCUAUUAUAACAAUGAUAAAAAGUUUUCACAUAAUAUAGGAUCAAUUAAUGGCAAAACGAAGGACUUAUCUACAAAAGCAAUAGGAGAUAAUAAUAUGCCGAGAAAUAAUAAAUGGCAAAAAAGCAGAAAAGAAAUAAACCUAACGACGGAAAAUGAACGAAGGUCACGUAAUGUGUUUGAAAAUACAGGUAAUGUUGAGAAAAAAACAAAAAGUGAUGGAACUGAUAAGUAUAUUGAAGUAUCAAUGGUUGAAGUCGUUCCAAAAACCCAAGAACGCACCCAAGGAAAAUUUUAUAUGAUAAGACAUCAUAAAGUAAAAGAAAAACAAUCUACCGAUUCAAAUGAAAUAAAAAACAAAACUAAGAAUGAAAAUAUUUCAGUGGAUUUAAACGAUAUUGUUCGAGAUAUUAACCAAAAAGGUCUGAGAAAAGGAAAACGUAGGAUCGUUGAAAAGGCAAACAUAGUAAACAAAAGAUCCUUAUCAAAUAAAUCAUACGUAGACGACACAUUAAAUGUGGUCAAAACUGAAUCGGAAAAACGUAUUGCAUGGAUACAAAGUAACCAACCUAAUAUUUGCUUAGAUCUGACCCAAGUCUUAGGAUCAGUCCAUCACGAUGUAUCUACUACUAAGAGAGCAGAGAAGGAACCAGAAUCUACUGUAGAUAUCUUCAGCUGUACGAACAAAGACCCUGAUACUGUUGUUAAGGUUUACGAAGAGAAUGAAGCAUGUAAUGAACUGGAAAGAGAAAGUUCUAAGGAAACAAAAGCUACUCAUGAGUUACAUGCACUUAGCGUGGUUCACAAGCAUGAUGUUACCGAUACAAUACCACAAAUAACAACGGAUAGCGAACCCAAUAUCGAAACUGUCCACGAAGCUCAAACUGCGCCUCCGCCAAUUGAAAGCGAGAUGACAUUAAAACAAAUGCUGGCUUGGCUCCGAGAAAAAUACAGACGACGAAUGUUUGAAGAACUUUCGUUCUUGAAUGUAACGAGCAAAUGUCCAUGUCCUCCUAAGCAGCCUGGUCGCAACCAUCCACCUCCUAUACCACCGCCUAGUCCCCGCAAGAUGCCUCCUGGAUGCGUCCCAUCCUGCACCCCACCAUGCCCAGCCUCUCCCUGCCCUCCACCCAAGACCUUGCCCCGCCCGCAGUGUCCACCAAAACCUAUGCCUAAAGUUUGCCCAGAUAUGCCCUGUUACCCAAAAUGUCCACCCCCUACACCCGUGCGGCCUAAACCCAAAUGCCCUCCAUGUCCCUCGUGGCCUCCUGCACCUCAGGAAAAAUACCCUAAGGCGUGUCCGCCUUGGAAUCCACCAGUACCUCCCAAGUGUCCCCCGCACCCGCAAUGUCCUCCUCAAACUCCACCCAAGAGGCCACAACCAACUCCUAAGCCAGUGUGCCCGCAACCUUGUAAAUCAUUUACAGCAGUUGCCCCAAUUUCGCUGUGUGCAAAGUGUGGCCAGGAAGUUAAUCCAAGCCGUUUGGUUCAAACAUGCUUGCCAAUAAAUGUUUCUCCAACGUACAAGGGUAGUCUUCCGGAUACACAUGAUUACUCGAGCUCUACUGCACCAUGCCAGCCACAUUUCCUCCCAUUCCCUGUUACCUGUAAUUUCAACGAAAUUUCUUCUGAAAGUUUGCCUGUAAAGCGAAAGGCUCUGAAAAGGCGAGGACCCAGGGUAAUGCCACCUGACCCUAAAAAAGGCCCUGGCUCAGGCUCUGGCUAUCCCAAUACAUGGAUUUCGUCAACUUUAGGGCUAACUCCCAGCACAGAUGAUUUAAGAUUAUUGAAAGACAUUUUUAGAACUCGUUUAUUUUACAUGAUUUUUAAUUUUAUAGAUUUCUCACGAAAGAACAUAGGCAUGAGAGACAUAGUGCUGGUCGGUUUUAUGUUUGGGAAUUCUACAGGAAGUUCGUGUGCUGGCAUCUUUUUGAAUUUUAGGGAUAAGAACUAUGAUCCUUGGAUUCCAAUACCUUCAAUGCUAGCACCAAAUAUUGAAAAAGAUACAGAACAAAAACCAUAUGGAAAAGGUCUUCCCAAAUUGCCUUCUCCGAAAUUCAAACCUUGGGAACUGAACAAAUCCUUUAAACGGAAGCCCCCAAAUCAAAACUAAAUUUUAAUGGUACUUACCUACUACAUUCAUUUUUAUCUCACCAAAUAAAAAAUUUCAAUUUUCGUUUUAAUAGUUAGAACGUUAGAUAAUAAAGAAUGGUGCAAAGUAA
Molecule: messenger RNA, 3369 nt
Organism: Plutella xylostella (diamondback moth)
Lineage: Eukaryota; Metazoa; Arthropoda; Insecta; Lepidoptera; Plutellidae
Source: RefSeq, a predicted model, not a curated record